CCACACACACACGCACCACUGCAGGCGACUUUCAACAUCACUUCAAAGCGUUUGAGCUCUUUAUUUCACUUUCCCUACCGACACGGUGUUGUUAUUUAUAUCGAAGCCCACUGUCUGAACUUUAUUUCUUUGGCGCUGAGCUUGCGGGACACUAUGCGGCGCGGCCAUGGCGAAGAGGGCUAAAUCGGUCACGAGGACCCUGGAGGAUUUGACACUCGACUCGGGUUACGGUGGAGCGGCGGACUCGUUCAGGUCGUCUAGCUCGUCGCUGUGCUGCUGUCCCGAGGCGCACGCACCGUAUGCGCAUGGAGCGAACUGCUGCCGCCUAACCGACCGCAUGCGCAGUCGCCGCGGCAGCUCGGACACGGUGAACGUCGCGCCGGUUGACGACGGCGAGACGCUGGAGUGCCCGGGUCACUGCGCCAGGCUUCCCGAGCUCGACGAGGUGCCGUGGAGCCUCGCGGAAGUGCAAGUGGUGCUCGAAAAGCAUGGCGACCCGCGAUGCGCCACUUCGAGCGCCGAGCUGCUCGCCAGGCUCUCGGCGCUGCUGACUCGCGCACUGGUGCGCAUCGCCACGGAGGCGCGGCGGCUGAGUUUGCGUUACGCGCGCUGCACCAGGUACGAGAUGCAAAGUGCUGCCAAAAUCGUGCUGUCGUGGACCGUCGCGGCGAACUGCGCCGCCGCUGCGCUCGGUGCGCUCUCCACGUACACCAUGAGCACGGAGGACAGAUACAGCCGUGGCAAGUCGGAGCGCUGCGGGCUCGUCUUCAACGUCGGGAGAUUCUUUCGGUGGAUGGUGGACAGCAGCGUGGCAUCGAGGAUCCACGAGCACGCCGCCAUCUACCUGGCCGCCUGCAUGGAGAACCUCUUCCGUGAGGUCGUGGGUCGCGUCCUGAACAGCGCGCUCUUGGAGGAGGGCAACGGCAUGCCAGCAACGGUCACUGUGGAGGCCUUUGAGCAAGCCAUCAAUAACGAUUCGGAGCUGUACGGUCUCCUUCAGCCUUACCAGCACCUCGUGUGUGGCAAAAAUGCGAGUGGCAUCCUGAGUCUGCCAGACAGUUUUAACCUACACAGAGACCAACAGCGGUCAGCGAAGACUGGUGAUGCCUACAGUCAGGCCGAGCUGCGCACUAUAGAGCAGUGUCUACUGGCCACACGUGUGGGGAGCAUCGCUGAGCUCAGUGACCUUGUGUCCAGAGCCAUGCAUCACCUUCAGCCCCUGAGCAUCAAGAACCAUACUAACAGUACUCCUGUGCACCAGAAGAACAAUCUGCUCCACUGGGAGCCUGAGGCUCUCUACACUCUCUGUUACUUCAUGCACUGCCCCCAAAUGGAGUGGGAGAACCCCAAUGUAGAACCCUCCAAAAUCACUCUUCACACAGAAAGGCCAUUUAUGGUACUGCCUCCCCUCAUGGAGUGGAUCCGAGUGGCCGUAGCCCAUGCCGAGCACCGCCGUAGCUUCUCGGUAGAUAGUGAUGAUGUUCGACAGGCAGCUCGGCUCAUGUUGCCAGGAGUGGACUGUGAACCUCGGCAGCUAAAGACAGAUGAUUGUUUCUGUAUGUCACGGAAGCUGGACGCUGCGUCCACUGAGGCAAAGUUUCUGCAGGAUCUGGGGUUCCGGAUGCUCAACUGUGGACGCACGGACCUGGUAAAGCAGGCCAUCAAUCUGCUCGGACCUGAAGGCAUCAACAGCAAGAGUGAACAGGGUAUGACUCCGUUGAUGUAUGCGUGUGCUCGUGGCGAUGAGGCCAUGGUUCAGAUGCUGUUGGAUGCAGGAGCUGAUAUCAACAGUGAGGUGCCCAACACAGUGCACCAGCACCCCUCAAUCUUCCCCGAGACUCGGCAAGCCACGGCGCUCACCUUCGCCGUGCUCCACCAACACGUCCCCGUGCUGCAGUUGUUGAUGGAUGUCGGGGCAAAUGUGGAAGGAUCUCUGCAAGACGGAAUGGAGAACUACACAGAAACACCUCUGCAGUUAGCUGCCGCUGCAGGAAACUUUGAGCUGGUCAGCCUGCUGUUGGAGAGGGGAGCUGACCCACUGGUGGGUACCAUGCACCGUAACGGCAUCUCCACAACCCCACAUGGCGAAAUGAACUCCUUCAGCCUGGCUGCAGCACAUGGACACAGGAAUGUGUUCCGUCGGCUACUGUCCCAGGCUGAGAAGGGAAAAGGGGAUGUAUUGUCCCUGGAGGAGAUCUUGGCUGAGGGGACGGAGGCAGGCGAGCGGAAUUCGUUGCAGAUGGAAGCAGCACGCACUGGGAAGGCCAAACUCAGAGCUCUGAAAGAAGCCAUGUAUCACAGCUCGGAGCAUGGCCACGUGGACAUCACACUGGACAUACGCAGCUUAGGAGUACCAUGGACGCUGCACACCUGGCUGGAAUCUUUGCGCACGUGUUUCUUGCAGCACAGGCGGCCGUUGAUCCAGGGCCUGCUGAAGGAGUUCAGCUGCAUCGAGGAGGAGGAGUACACUGAGGAGCUCAUCACACACGGCCUGCCUCUAAUGUUCCAGAUCCUCCGUGCCAGCAAGAAUGAAGUGAUCAGUCAGCAGUUGGCAGUGAUCUUCACUCAAUGCUACGGACCCUACCCUGUUCCUAAACUCACCGAGAUCAAGAAGAAACAGACCUCCAGACUGGAUCCCCACUUCCUGAACAAUAAGGAGAUGUCAGAUGUGACAUUCCUGGUGGAAGGAAAACCGUUCUAUGCUCAUAAAGUUCUGCUCUUUACUGCCUCCAACAGGUUUAAAUCUCUACUAGCGAACAGGCCAGCAUCAGAGAACACCUGCAUUGAAAUUAGCAAUGUGAAGUAUAAUGUGUUCCAGCUGGUGAUGCAGUACCUGUACUAUGGUGGAACAGAUGCACUACACAUCAGGAACACUGAGGUUAUGGAUCUGUUGUCUGCGGCUAAGUUUUUCCAGCUGGAGGCACUACAGAGGCACUGCGAGAUCAUCUGCUCCAAGAAUAUCAACACCGAGACCUGUGUAGAGAUCUACAACCAUGCUAAAUUCCUGGACGCACCAGAGCUCUUGUCCUACAUCGAGGGCUACUUCCUGAAGAACAUGGUGGUGUUGAUUGAACUGGAGCCAUUCAAGCAGCUUGUCUAUGACACCCCAGUGGAGAGCACAUGCCAUGACGUGCUGCAUGCCCUGGAGAGGACUCUGGCCACCCGAAUUCACUCCAUCCACUUGUCAUCAUCCAAAGGAUCUAUAGUUUGAGACUGUCACAAUUGCUGCACUGAAACAUUUGAAGCUCAUGUGCAUUUUGUCCAGUGCUGUAUAGCAGGGUAGGUUAAGUGUGCGUUCUGUUUGUUAGUAUAGCAGUAUGUGAUACGUGCACUGGCUAAAUCAGCAGCCAUAUUCAGUCAUCUAAUGGAGAAAAUGUUAACAGGAGCUCAGCAGGUGGUAAAUUGCUUCCUGUUAGUAUCCAUUAGACAAGCAGCAUCACUGAUUUUUGCCAUUACGUUUCUCAUUUUAGAUCUGUUCGCCGAGACAUCAUGCAGUUCAAUACAUAUUUUCAAAUUACAACCCCGAUUCCAAAAAAGUUGGGACAAAGUACAAAUUGUAAAGAAAAACGUAAUGGAAUGAUGUGGAAGUUUCAAAACUCCAUAUUUUAUUCAGAAUAGAACAUAGAUGACAUAUCAAAUGUUUAAACUGAGAAAAUGUAUCAUUUAAAGAGAAAAAUUAGGUGACUUUAAAUUUCAUGACAACAACACAUCUCAAAAAAGUUGAGACAAGGCCAUGUUUACCACUGUGAGACAUCCCCUUUUCUCUUUACAACAGUCUGUAAACGUCUGGGGACUGAGGAGACAAGUUGCUCAAGUUUAGGGAUAGGAAUGUUAACCCAUUCUUGUCUAAUGUAGGAUUCUAGUUGCUCAGCUGUCUUAGGUCUUUUUUGUCGUAUCUUCCGUUUUAUGAUGCGCCAAAUGUUUUCUAUGGGUGAAAGAUCUGGACUGCAGGCUGGCCAGUUCAGUACCCGGACCCUUCUUCUACGCAGCCAUGAUGCUGUAAUUGAUGCAGUAUGUGGUUUGGCAUUGCCAUGUUGGAAAAUGCAAGGUCUUCCAUGAAAGAGACGUCGUCUGCAUGGGAGCAUAUGUUGCUCUAGAACCUGGAUAUACCUUUUGGCAUUGAUUGUGUCUUUCCAGAUGUGUAAGCUGCCCAUGCCACACACACUAAUGCAACCCCAUACCAUCAGAGAUGCAGGCUUCUGAACUGAGCGCUGAUAACAACUUGGGUUGUCCUUCUCCUCUUUAGUCCGAAUGACACGGCGUCCCUGAUUUCCAUAAAGAACUUCAAAUUUUGAUUCGUCUGACCACAGAACAGUUUUCCACAGUCCAUUUUAAAUGAGACUUGGCCCAGAGAAGACGUCUGCGCUUCUGGAUCAUGUUUAGAUACGGCUUCUUCUUUGAACUAUAGAGUUUUAGCUGGCAACGGCGGAUGGCACGGUGAAUUGUGUUCACAGAUAAUGUUCUCUGGAAGUAUUCCUGAGCCCAUUUUGUGAUUUCCAAUACAGAAGCAUGCCUGUAUGUGAUGCAGUGCCGUCUAAGGGCCCGAAGAUCACGGGCACCCAGUAUGGUUUUCCGGCCUUGACCCUUACGCACAGAAAUUCUUCCAGAUUCUCUGAAUCUUUUUUUUUUUAAAGAUUUUUUUGGGCUUUUUUCACCAUUAUUAUUGGAUAGGACAGUGUAGAGCCAGGAAAUGAGCGGGAGAGAGAGACGGGGAGGGAUCAGGAAAUGACCUCGGGCUGGAAUCGAACCCGGGUCCCCGGAUUUAUGGUAUGGCACCUUAUCCACCUGAGCCACGACGCCCCCAGAUUCUCUGAAUCUUUUGAUGAUAUUAUGCACUGUAGAUGAUGAUAUGUUCAAACUCUUUGCAAUUUUACACUGUCGAACUCCUUUCUGAUAUUGCUCCACUAUUUGUCGGCGCAGAAUUAGGGGGAUUGGUGAUCCUCUUCCCAUCUUUACUUCUGAGAGCCGCUGCCACUCCAAGAUGCUCUUUUUAUACCCA
Molecule: messenger RNA, 4999 nt
Organism: Neoarius graeffei (lesser salmon catfish)
Lineage: Eukaryota; Metazoa; Chordata; Actinopteri; Siluriformes; Ariidae
Gene: abtb3b
Product: BTB (POZ) domain containing 11b
Exons: 17
Coding region: 167-3211 (1014 amino acids)
Cellular component (GO): nucleosome
Molecular function (GO): protein heterodimerization activity; structural constituent of chromatin; DNA binding
Source: RefSeq, a predicted model, not a curated record